Telopea speciosissima is the source of this 1002-nucleotide messenger RNA. Its product is annotated as peroxidase 60-like. The coding region runs from base 1 to 1002 and encodes 333 amino acids. Gene Ontology annotation, cellular component: plasmodesma; plant-type cell wall. The record is from RefSeq and is a predicted model, not a curated record. Gene Ontology annotation, molecular function: heme binding; peroxidase activity. Lineage: Eukaryota; Viridiplantae; Streptophyta; Magnoliopsida; Proteales; Proteaceae. The transcript has 4 exons. Gene Ontology annotation, biological process: response to oxidative stress; hydrogen peroxide catabolic process.
AUGAUCAAGAUCUUGGGAGCAGUGGCUCUUGGUCUUAGCUUCAUAUUACUGAACUUCAUGGGUUUGUCUUAUGGUUCUCUGCAAGUAGGAUUUUAUAAAGGGAAAUGUGGACGUUCAGAUGUAGAGGCCAUCAUUCGACGGGUGGUUGCUGCGCAUUUCGCCAAGGACCGAACAACCGUCGCUGCUCUCCUCCGUUUGCAGUUCCAUGAUUGCUUCGUCACGGGAUGUGAUGCAUCGAUACUCCUAGACGGCCUCAAUACUGAGAAGAACUCAGGGACGAACCAAAAUGUCCGAGGAUACAAUAUCAUCGAUCAAGCAAAAGCUGCCGUAGAAAAAGCUUGCCCUGGGAUUGUCUCCUGUGCUGAUAUUAUAGCCCUUGCAACCAGAGAUUCUGUUAACAUGGCUGGAGGAGUGAGGUACAAUGUACCAACAGGGAGAAGGGAUGGUCUCAUCUCUAACGCAGACAAUGUCGAUAUCCCUGGUCCUCAGUUAUCAGUAUCUGAUGCCAUGGCAUUUUUUGCCCAGAAAGGACUCAACAUUUUUGACAUGGUUCAUCUCUUUGGUGCUCACACUGUGGGUGUUACACACUGUUCGUUCGUGCAAGAUCGCCUCUUUGAUUUCCAAGGCAGUGGAAAUCCUGAUCCAACCAUGGAUCGUCGCCUAGCUGCUUCAUUGAGGAAGAGGUGCCCCUUCACUGCCACGGUCGACAGCCCCAUUAACCUGGAUCAGAACCUGCGAAGUUCAAACACAGUUGAUAACUCUUUCUAUAAGGAGAUUUUAAUCAAAAGAGGAAUUCUUCAAAUUGACGAAGAACUAGCUCUUGAUCGUCGGACUAGGCCCAUUGUGUUGGAGCUAGCCAAUGGAACUACCUUCCCUGCACAAUUUGGUUCAGCAAUGGUCAAGAUGGGAUCCAUAGAGGUCCUUACAGGAAGGCAAGGAGAAAUUAGAAAAUCAUGUCGGGCUGUUAAUUCCCGCAAGGUUAAAACUGUACACAAGCAUUAA